CGUGUCUUCUUAAAUUGUCGAAAGAGAAGAAGUGGUAAGCGUUUUCAGGAAGACAGAGGGAUAGUAUUCUGAACUGUCGACAAGGUCGAGACACUCUCUCUCUUUCUCUUUCUCUCUCUAUCGUAUAUGGCAAAAGGUAGAUUCAUCAGCGAAUUAACGGGAGAAUCGAGUGGCCCGUCUCUUUUCUCGAGGAGGACCACAGAACGGAGGCCGCCUACGGAGGUGGUGGUGGUUCUGUGCGGAGGUUGCCGUGUUGGCAAAGGAAGAGAGGGGGAGUACUCCCUCUCUCCGAUACUGGGGAGAAAAAGAGAGAAAGAGAAAGAGAAAGAAAGAGAGAGAGAGAGAGAGAGAGAGAAAUAGAGAGAAAGAGAGAGAAACACGCUCUCCUCCGGUGCACACUCUCGCGGUGACUUCGACCGGCAAAGUGCUCGCGUUCGUGAAAGUCCACAGACGACUUUCAGGGUCGUCUGCUUGGCUCCUUAGCACAAGCUCUCCUUCUCGUUCGCUCUCUCGAUCUUUUCCUCGGUUCGUCCGGAACUGACUGUUUUGUGAAAAAGGAAUCAUCGCAACGAGCUAAGAUCGUCGCACACGUAAGAACGAUUUGUAACGCGACGUACCUACCGGUUGGAUCUUUUAGAUCUACACUCUGUUGCUCUCUUUGAUUAUUUAUUCAUCGCGAUCAUCUGACGGAAGCAAGAAUCGUAUAUCAUUGGUGUUGUAUGAAUAGAGAAGAAGAAGAAGAAGAAAAAAAGGAGGGGAAGAUAGACCGUAAUAGAAGGUCAUCAAAUAUUUAUUUACAUUAGUAAACGAAAUGAGUUCGCGCCUUCGCAGUUCUUCAAUGUCGAAGGACAGACCAAAAGCAACGUCAUUUGGAAGCGAUACGUUUUAUUAUGAGCCGGAAGAACGAAAUGAUAAAAGGAAUGGCAAAGCGGCGCGGGAAAAUAGUUAUCGCUUUGGAGAUUUACGUAGGGAGUGUUCUGAGAGAAAUGGUAGACGGUUCGGAGAAGAAAUUGAAGAGGAUCCAGAUAUUCUUUAUAAGAGAAGCAAGGAUCGGUUUGCAUCAUGGGAUAUGAAAGAUAUAGCUGGACGUAAGGAAAUAGAUGAAAAGAAGAAGGAAGAUGAGGAAGCGGAGGAAGAGGAGGAAGAGGAGGAAGAGGAGGAUGAUGAAGAUGUGAAUGAUAACAAUGAUAAGCCACCGUUGCUUUACGAGGAAUACGUCGCAAGUCCGAGAAAAGAGAAUCAGAAAGAAAAGAUUAUCAAUCGAGAAAUACACGGAUCGAGAAAAGACGAGACGAGGAAGAAUGAAGAUUCCUCGGAAGGAGUCGAUUCACGAAAUUAUAUGUUCGCGGAGUCCUCGGAUGUUCGAAGAAAUGGUGAGAACCGGAAGAAAACGAGUUUUCCUAGUAUCGAUGUACGAACGGAUACAGAUCAUAGGAUCGGAGCGAUGAUCGAACGAUUGAAAACACGCGAAGAGGAUAAGUUGAGAAAUAGAAGAGAACGGGGAAGUCCGGAGAGAGGGGGGAUUAUUUCGUCGACGAUCGAGGAUCGUCGUCAACGUCGACGUCGACGUUGUCUCGUCGACGAAGAGCUUGGAAAUCGUCAGGAGGAUGAUACAAAAACGUCUGUUGGUUACGAUCAACGUUUCGACGAUUUCUGUAAAUCGAAUAGAGGCGAGGAAACGCACGAGGAUCGUAGAAGAUCGAGGAGUAUCGAGAAAGUUUCCAGAUAUGAAUUAGGCCGUGCAAGGAGUAACGACGCGAAUGGUUUUCGAGAGUUAGACGAGCGAAUUCCAAGAUACAUGCUUCGUGAAGCCGAGUCUCAUGUUCGCGAGGAGAUGUUUGGGUUGAACGUCGACGACAAUGUUCGACGUAUAGAAGGUAGACGUGCGCCCUUCGAUAGGGACAACGACCGUCGAGAGAAGGAGAAUUCUUCGAGGAAGAGCCAAGACGCGUACGUAGUCGAAAUCACUCGUAGACGAUCAAGAUCCAAGGACGUCGAGGAGGAUCGAGCUCGUACGAAGGACGAGACGAAGAGUAGUAAUAGUAGUAGUAGUACUACUCGUCCAUAUGAAGUAUUGCCCGGGGAAUUUGAUGUUAGAAUACAGAGAUAUGAAAGAGCAACGGUCGAAGAUAAGAGGGAUCAAGAAUAUUUAAAAAAAAAUCUUCACGAUCCUUCGAAGGAGAGAGAAACGGUCAGGAAGAUUUCUUUCAGCGGAGACACGGAUAUGUAUUCACAAAGGAUGCAUUCGAAGAAAGAGAUCGGUAUAACGAGGAGAACGUCUUUCAAGGAUCAGGAUAAUGAGAUACGAGGACGGAAUCCAUUCAAGAACGAUUCAGAUGGUGGAAUUAAGUGUACGAUAAAGAGUCGAAAGAGUGACGUCACCGAGAGGGAAAAGAUCGAAUUGGUAGAUAGUGUCGAUUUAGGAAGAAGGAGUUCUUUCAAAGCGAAACAUCCUGAGUAUGGUAAAAUCUCAUUUGAGGAGGAAGAAAAAGAAAAAAGAUCGUCGAGAGACCAUACACGAGUCUCUAAUGCAAGGAUAAUAUCAUUCGGGGAUGAUAAAAUUGUCGGGGAAAGAAAACGGACUCCUGAUAAUCAAGAUCGUGGAAUAAUUACCAGUAUCUCUUUCAAGGACGAAAACUCCGUCGAAUCGACUACGAGUCCUAUACGUCGAGUCUCGAAAGAACAAAGAGAAAACAUCUUAGGUAGACGAAUUUCUUUUAAGGAUCGAGGGAUCGAAUCUGAGAGGGAACAUUCUUAUGGGGUUUAUUGCGACGUUGGUAAGGAUCAAAACGAAGAAGAAUCAAAAAGGCGAAGUAGUUCGUUCGACGAUCGAUUUGUCGAAUCUGAUAGAAAUUUUUUCACGAGUCGCGAGAGAGGGGUAUCUAGUGGAACGAGUCCUUGGAAGGAUAGAAAUGAUAUAGAAUCGAGAGUUCGCUCCUCGAAUGGGCCUAUGAUAAAGAAAGUAAGUGAAGAAGGUACUCGGGACAAAAAAUUGGAAAAGCAUUCUCGAGCUUUUACAUCGGGGAGAGUAGAUGAGGAUAUAAAAGAAAAUUUUCAAGAAACGAAGGAUCGAAAGGAUUUUUGGCGCGAGAGUAACAGACUCUUUGCUGCAAAAUAUCUUAAAGAGAAUGGUAGAGGGAGAAGAACAGAGGGAAGGAUCUUAGGAAAGGAGAAUAAUGGAAGUCUCGUCGAAGGUGCUUACGAGGAGGACGAAGGAGACGAGAGCGAAAUCGAGCAAGAAGAUUCGAUUCGAAAGAACGGUCGCCGAAUCCCUGAUAAUCGAGAUUUUGAUUCGAAGGGAAGAAUCGCUCGUGAACGAAAUGGUACGACUAUUGUAAGGAUUCGUCCUAAUAUUUCGGAAAAUUCGAGACGACGUCGACGUAUGCAAGAUUUUGGUUUGGAGCGACGCAAAAGGUGUGAUGUGUCUUCACAGCGUUAUGAUAGCGAUGAGGAAAGUGGAGAGGAAGGUGAGAAGGAGGAUCAGAGGAGGGAGGAGGAGAAAGAUAAGAAAAAGGUAAUGCCGAUUGUAAAGGACGAUGAGGAUGCUGACAACGAGCAACGACUGGAUUCUUGGCGUGAAACUCGUAGAGAUGGCUUAAUACCAGGAAUACCCCAUGGAUCUACUCCCUCGAGAAGACUUUGGAAUUAUCGCGAAGGGGGUGUCCUGAUCACGGACGUCGAGGAGGGACAGCCAUGUUUACAGUGUGGAGACGUGUGUCCUGGAUUUUCCCCACAUAUUUGGAGGUGUUCAAAUACGGUGAGUCUCGGAUACCGUCGUUCUCACCCACGCAUUUAUGAGUGAGAUCACCUUUAUACUUUAGACUUCAUGCUGCGACGAAGGUGUUAUGGCGCGAGAGUCUUUCCUGUCCUUCCAAGAAAACUGUAAUAUAUUAAUAUAGGAUUUAUAGAAUUCGUAGGAUUCAUCGUGGAGAUCCGACGAUAUUGAAAAAAAAAAAAGAAAAAGAAUAUACAAUAUUUCCAAGAAAUGAUAUUUAGUAAUCGAUUAAAAAUCAAAUGGAGAAUAUCAAGAAUAAAGAUAAAGAUCAUGAUAAAAUAAGUUUAACGACUGAUAUCUGCAACCUUUAAAGACUCAUUCUUCAUGUGCUACAUUUUAUCUAUCAUUAAGUUCUGCUGUUAUCAGCGAACCGUUGUUUUAUUAUAUUUGCAACUAUAAUCUUGUAAAAUCUACUAUGAUCCUGUAAAAUUUAUUCAUUAAUGAAAAUAGAAGUCGAGCAGGAUGUAACUGUGAUAAAAGAGAGUGAGAGAGAGAGAGAGAGAGAGAGAGAGAGAGAGAAAAGAAUGAAAAAAGGUCGUCCAUUCAAAAAAUAAAUAUUCGUGUCUUAGAGUUUAGAUAAAAUAUUAAUUGAAUUCGGAUGUUCUUUUUUUUGGAACAUAAUGGGCGUGGCACAUUAAAACGAAUAAUUCUCGCAAUGGAUCGAAACAACUCAUAAGGGUUUGUAAUUUGAGUUUAACAAUGAAAGGGUAGCCGGUGACAUUUCUAGUAAAUAUCGUGCUUGCCCUAUUAACACAUGGGUGGGCAUGCUUGGACUAAGUCGUUUAGCGUAGAAGCCGUAAGGUAUUUGGCAAACAAAUCGAAACCUGAGAGACCUUUUCAAGGAUUCCAAAUGAUAUUUUUAUAUCUUACUCUACUUUUAGAAACUCGAUGUUCCUUUACUUUUUCAAAUAGAAAAAGAAAUUUCAUGUUAAAUGUUAAAAGGAAAACGUGAUAUUUUAUUUAUUUAUCGUAACUGUUUUCCUUUUUGUCAUAGUAGUUCGUCGUUCUAGAUAAGAAAAUACUUUCUUCGAAGAAGAGAAUUUCUUUAUAUUUCAUCAGAGAGCAUUAACAUUUCGUGAAUGAUAUUUUUGAAGAUAGUUUCUCGACUCGUAUGCGUUUGGCACGAUUCCUGGUCAAUUUCUUCUUGUUGAUUCGUCGCGAAUGCUUCUCUGACACAUAUCUCGUGAGUGCGUGCGUGCGUACGCACGCGAGUAUUUAUUUACGAUGAGGGAAAAUUCAUUCCGUGCGAAAAAAAUGGGACAUAUUUUGAAAGUCUCUGAAUUAAGGAGAUGCCCGUGACAACGAAUUAUUCGAGUAACGAAUAUUUCUCUAGAUAACUCUCGAAUACCUUUUAUCCUUACGAAAUAAUUGUUGAUCAUUAAAGAUCAAUUGAAAGGGAGAAAAAGAGAGAAAGAGAGAGAGAGAGAGAGAGAGAGAGAGAGAGAGAGAGAGACGGAUGCCGCAUAUAGUUCAGUAUAUGCUACAACAGUAGAGCUUUGUGAGAUAUUAAGGCUGUUACAAAAACAGAAAUUGCAUUUAAAAAAAAUUGCAUAAUUAAGAUUGUUAUUUUUUGUUUUGUUAUAUUAAUAACUUAUUAAUUCGAAGGCAGUGUAUGUCUCACGGAAAAUGUUUCAUUUUUUAUUUUAUUUUCCUUUAUCU
Messenger RNA from Vespa crabro (European hornet), 5434 nucleotides. Its product is annotated as four and a half LIM domains protein 2. Lineage: Eukaryota; Metazoa; Arthropoda; Insecta; Hymenoptera; Vespidae. The transcript is spliced from 3 exons. The record is from RefSeq and is a predicted model, not a curated record. Gene Ontology annotation, cellular component: Z disc; nucleus. Gene Ontology annotation, molecular function: zinc ion binding; transcription coregulator activity. The coding region runs from base 812 to 3802 and encodes 996 amino acids.